Molecule: messenger RNA, 7892 nt
Organism: Gasterosteus aculeatus aculeatus (three-spined stickleback)
Lineage: Eukaryota; Metazoa; Chordata; Actinopteri; Perciformes; Gasterosteidae
Source: RefSeq, a predicted model, not a curated record
CUCGUUUGGACUGCAGGGAUAAGGACCUAAACGGUGAUAUCCCGGGGAAAGGAACCGCCGAGCAGGUGUUGGCGGCGCAUCCGCGCACCGUUUCUCCUCGCAUCCCGCACAUCUGCGCCAAAGGUGUCCAUCGUCUUUGGCUACCAUGAAGUCAGUGAUCUUCUACUUCAACAGCUCUGUAAAGAUGUAAGGACCAGAAGGGCCGACAACGGGAGCCUUUGGGGAGAAAGAAUCAGCGCCUCAUUUCUGAAGCUCUCGUAUGUUUGCAGAUGGUCCCACUCUCACUGUGUGGACAUGAGGGUUGAGUCAACAGGAAUAGAUCUCUGCUGAUUGAGGACCAGCCGAAUUGAUAAGAGGUUCCUAGCCGUCCUUUUCCAGCAACGUUUUCCACGUGUCCUAGUGGCCUCUUCAACAAGCGCUCAACAUGCGUCCUUCCCUCGCCACGGCGGUCCUGCCACCCAGGACCCGCUCCCACAAUCCGCCCAACCUGGCAGUUGGGGGCCGGGAACACCUGUCAGCUCCACGCAGGCGCAGCCCCCACCUCCGGCACACCCUCAGCCCAGAUAACCUGCGGACCCUGGCGGAGCGAGGCGGAGCCUCCGUCGAUGCCGUCUCCGUUAUCAGCAGCCCUGUCGGGCUCCCGCGGGCCAACAGCGACACAGACCUGGUGACCUCCCAGAGCCGGUCCUCGCUAACGGCGUCCACUCUGGAGUACACGCUGGGCCGCGGCCACAACCUCGUCAUAUCCUGGGACAUCAAGGAGGAAGUGGACGCCACCGACUGGAUCGGGCUCUACCACAUUGAUGAAAGCAACCCGUCCAACGUGUGGGACUGUAAGAACAGAGGGGUGAACGGCACCCAGAAGGGUCAGAUUGUGUGGAGGCUGGAGCCCGGGCCCUACUUUAUGGAGCCGGAGACAAAGAUCUGCUUCAAGUACUACCACGGAGUGAGCGGAGCCCUGAGAGCCACGACGCCCUGCAUCACAGUGAAGAACCCUGCCGUCCUGGCGGAGGGCCUGGCGGAGCAGGUGGGCAUCGAACACCCACGGACGCUGAUCAGCUUCACUUUGACGGAUCUGCGUGCCACCGGCCUGAAGAAGGGAAUGUUUUUCAAUCCGGACCCGUACCUGAAGAUGUCCAUCCACCCAGGGAAGAGGAGCGUCUUCCCCAUCUUCAGCCACCACGGACAGGAGCGGCGAUCGGCCAUCAUCGCCAACACCACCAACCCCGUCUGGCAUGGCGAGAAAUACACCUUUGUGGCGCUAAUGACGGACAUCCUGUACAUCGAGGUGAAGGACAAGUUCGCGAAAAGUCGUCCGAUCAUCAAGCGCUUCCUCGGUCAGCUCACGAUCCCUGUGCAGCGGCUCAUCGAGAGGAUACCCGGAGUCCAACCUGUGAGCUUUCCCCUGUGUCGACGUCUGCCUACGGAACAUGUAAGCGGCCAUUUGCAGUUCAGAGUGGAACUCACCUCCACUGGGCCUGAUGGUGCCUCUCCUGAGUCCAUCAUUGGCCUCUCUCCCCUGAAUGGAGCACCGGGGACGCCGUCCGAUGAUGAGGACCUGCCCCACCACCUUCCAGGACUGGUCUCUUCAGGCCCUUCUCCCACCGGCUCCCAGGGCUCCCACAGCAUGUGGGAAGGCGGGGCCACAGCCUACCCUGCGAAGGACCUGCCUCUGGUUGGAGCGCAGGCUAGAUUUAUGGAACACGAUAGCCUGUCUUGCCAUGAAAUGCUGCAGAGGUCACUGAUUGAGGGCCUGGACGCUAUCGAGGCCCCUAAAGGCCCAGGAGAGAGGCCCCUGGGUGCGGCCUCGCCCAAACUGCGCUCCAGCUUCCCCACUCACACAAGGCUCAGCGCCAUGUUGCACAUUGAUUCCGACGAGGACGACGAGAGGUCUGGAGCCAAUGACAUCAUUCCUGUGCCGAUGUCACCGCUGCUGAUGAAUGGAGAACCUCCAGACGCCCGUGGCCCCGAUGAGGAGGAUCCGUUUCCCGAGUUGCAGCAGGGCCCGGAGCCCGCAGCGCUGGGGGAGGAGCCCCAGAGCGCGGCUGGUGCGGCAGAAGACGAGCCCUCUGAGGCGGAGGUGGCCCUGGAAGUCGGGGCAGGUCUGGACCUGGAUGAUGUUUUGGAGGCGGACGUCUUCUCCGAAGUGGACGAGGCUCCUUUCACAGAGGCCGUGUCCCACAGUGCCGUGCCAGAGAGGGAAGUGUUCGAGGAAGGAAGGGAGUACAGCGAGGACCCCUCCUCCGAUAUUGACACUUGCUCCAUGGCAACAGCCCCGCAGACGGUCUUCUCGUCAUCAGAGAGCUGCCCAAUCCCUGUGACGACUGCUGUGGAAGUGGUGGAGGGAGCGGAGGCGGCCAUAGAUCCGGGGGGGGGCGUCGUUUCUGGAACCCCACCGACCAAUAACGCCGUAGACGACGAAGGCGGUGGGCAGGCCGCCAUCGCUGAAGCUCCGCCGCCCAGCGAGCCGGCGGCGGUCGGAGCGGAGGUCAGCGCGAGGAGGCUAAGCCUGCAGGCCGCGGGGGGCGUGCCAGAAAGACGGGCAGGGGAAGAGGCGAAGCCGGUCGAGGGGGCGGGCGCGGCUGAUUCGGAGCAAGUCACCACAGACACGGAUGGAGAAGAAGGCGCUCACGUUAACGGGCAUCCUGUUCGCUCGCUGCCUUCUGUGCGUCACGACAUCCACCGAUACCAACGCGUGGACGAGCCUCUUCCUCCCAACUGGGAGGCUCGGAUCGACAGCCAUGGGAGGAUAUUCUUCGUGGACCAUGUGAACAGAACCACCACGUGGCAGCGUCCCACCGGUCCUCCUGCCCCGCAGGGCCUGACGCGCUCCAACUCCAUUCAGCAGAUGGAGCAACUCAACCGCAGGUACCAGAGCAUCAGGAGGACCAUAACCAACAGCAAUCGGUCGGAGGAGAACCCCGUCGACGUGCUUCCAGAACCCGAGAGUGAUCUGAUGCCUCACUCCAUCUCAGAAUACCGGCGGGAAAGUGCCGUCGCUCACUCCAGCGGUCGCUCGCGUCUCUCCCUGCUGCUGCAGUCCCCCAGCGCCAAGUUCCUGUGCAGCCCCGACUUCUUCACCGUGCUGCAUUCUAACCCCAGUGCCUACCGCAUGUUUACGAGCAACACCUGCCUGAAGCACAUGAUCAGCAAAGUGCGUCGGGACGCCCAUUACUUUGAGCGCUACCAGCACAACCGCGACCUCGUCACCUUCCUCAACAUGUUCUCCAGCAAGCAGCUGGAGCUUCCCCGCGGCUGGGAGAUGAAGCACGACCACACCGGGAAGCCCUUCUUUGUGGAUCACAACUGUCGCUCCACGACCUUCAUCGACCCGCGGCUUCCCCUCCAGAGCUCUCGCUCCACCGGGCUGCUGGCUCACCGCCAGCACCUGAGCCGCCAGCGCAGUCACAGCGCCGGGGAGGUGGUGGACGACUCUCGCCAAGCCAACCCGCCCGUCAUGCCGCGCCCGUCCAGCACCUUCAGCGGCUCCAGUCGAAGUCAGUACCACGAUGUGGUGCCUGUGGCCUACAAUGACAAGAUAGUGGCGUUUCUACGGCAACCCAACAUAGUCGAGAUCCUGCAGGAAAGGCAACCCGAGCUCGCCAGGAAUCACUCGCUCAAGGAGAAGGUGCAGUUUAUUCGCACGAGAGAAGUCACGGGGUUGUAUGGUUCCUACAUAUAUGAUCCUCUCUGACUGUGUUUCAGCUUAUUUGAGGAGGAGGUGAUGUCAUAUGUGCCGCCAUUGCUCCACCCAAAUUACUGCCUCUCGUCUCCUCAGAGCUCCCCUGGCACCCAGCGAGCCAACGCCCGCGCUCCCGCUCCCUACAAGCGGGAUUUUGAGGCUAAACUGAGGAACUUCUAUCGAAAGCUGGAGACCAAAGGUUAUGGACAGGGGCCAGGAAAAGUCAAGCUCAUCAUACGCAGGGACCACCUCCUGGAGGACGCCUUCAACCAAAUUAUGUGUUACUCCCGUAAAGACCUGCAGCGGAGCAAACUUUACGUCAGCUUUGUGGGCGAGGACGGGCUGGACUACAGCGGCCCCUCCAGAGAGUUUUUCUUCCUGGUGUCCAGAGAACUGUUCAACCCGUACUACGGCCUCUUUGAAUACUCCGCCAACGACACGUACACUGUCCAGAUCAGCCCCAUGUCUGCCUUUGUGGACAACCACCACGAAUGGUUCCGCUUCAGUGGGCGCAUCCUGGGCCUGGCGCUGGUCCAUCAGUACCUGCUGGACGCCUUCUUCACCCGACCCUUCUACAAGGGGCUUCUUCGCAUCCCGUGUGACCUGAGUGACCUGGAGUUCCUGGACGAGGAGUUCCACCAGAGUCUGCAGUGGAUGAAGGACAACGACAUCGAAGACAUGCUGGACCUCACCUUCACCGUGAACGAGGAGGUCUUCGGACAGAUCACAGAGAGAGAGCUGAAGCCGGGCGGGGCCGGCAUCCCCGUGUCCGAGAAGAACAAGAAGGAGUACAUCGAGCGCAUGGUCAAGUGGCGCAUAGAGCGAGGAGUGGCCCAGCAGACGGAGAGCCUGGUCCGAGGCUUCUAUGAGGUGGUGGAUGUGCGACUGGUGUCCGUGUUUGACGCCAGGGAGCUGGAGCUGGUGAUCGCAGGCACGGCGGAGAUCGACCUGGCGGACUGGAGGAACAACACCGAGUACAGAGGAGGUUACCACGACAACCACAUCGUGAUUCGCUGGUUCUGGGCAGCUGUGGAGAGGUUCAACAAUGAGCAGAGGCUGAGACUGCUGCAGUUUGUGACAGGCACCUCCAGCAUUCCCUACGAGGGAUUCGCCUCCCUCCGGGGCAGUAAUGGACCCCGCAGAUUCUGUGUGGAGAAGUGGGGGAAAAUCACCUCCUUACCCAGGGCUCACACCUGCUUCAAUCGUCUGGACCUCCCACCGUAUCCCUCCUUCUCCAUGCUCUAUGAGAAGCUGGUCACUGCUGUGGAGGAGACCAGCACCUUCGGUCUGGAGUGACCUCCAAUCGGCUCCCACGCAGGUUCAGCUCGGGAGAGAGAGAACCAUCUGGAAAUCCUUCAUCCUCACUGAGAAGAGAACUAAUAUCCUCAGAUGGCAACUAACCCCCCCCUCGUCCACGCUGGCUUUUGGUCACUCAGCAGCUCUCUGGCUCCGUUCUCACCCUCCGCCUCUCUCACGUGUCUCACAGGAACUGCUUCUGGAGGAGAGUCAGUUGGACGGAGAUGGUUUGAAAAGCUGUACGUUACCAUUUCUUCUUCGUAUGGAAACCUUUGUUCAUUGAGCCACACGUGUGCUUUAUCUCUUCAUUUAAUGGCCUUGUCGACUGGAUUUCUAGCACCUCCUCUCCCUCCUGCUCCUCCUCCAACCUCCCCCUCCACUCAAAGACAGACACUAAGCUCCCCUCUCCCUCUCCGGACCUCAAAACUGUGUCCUUUCCUCACCAACGCUGCAACUUCAACACACACGGACACACUAAUCACCUUUGCACAAAACAUACACAGCAUAAGACCUUUUGUUUUAAUGAAUGUUGCGAACCAGUGUUUCCCCCCCAAGAUCUUUUUUAUCAGUAGAGAAAGAUGUGACAUUUUAGCACUGGAUGUUGGCUGGUCCUCCUCGCCUGCCUGAGAGCUGGGGAUACACUGGAGCGCACAAAGACGCACACACGCAGAUAAACAUGCAAAAACUGUAUGUAGACGGACUGAACGCCCUCGCUUGUUUUCCUCGUUUUGGUCGCUGAAUAAACUGGAUAAUGUGUCACGAAUCAUUAGUGACGCGUUACCGUCGGAGCUAUGGCACGGCCACGGAAGGUAAAGACUCACCUGGGACGGGUGUCUGCAUGUACUCACCAAGGUAUCCAGUAGCACACACACACACACGUGAAUAAGUGCGUACAGUGACGCUGCGGGUGCACUUACAGUGGGACAGGGCUCCACGUUUGCUGACCCACUUGAGUCAGACCAAAACUGGUCCACACGGUCGCCAUGGGCAACAGAUGCACUUUCUCUCACGGACGGACGACGGACGCUCGUAAGUGUGACACGAUCCUUCUCACUGAUGUGACCCCCCUCCCCUCUCCCCCGACCCACCAACCUAUGAAAGGGAUGAAUGUACCAAAUAAGAGACCAAAUCUAUGAAUCUCGAGCAAGUCCGUCGGCCCCUGAGGAGGAUUUCACGAAACAUUAAGCAGGGAGAAAGGAGACGCGGUAGCUCGAGGAAGGAGGACACAACUCUCUGAUGUUGGCAGCGGAUUAGGCCUUCUAAGCUGAAAGACAUCAGCUUGGUGUCCCCCCAGGAAACUGGUCAGGGUGCAGUGGCGGGACCUUUUUAGUGCCUACUGGAUUCUCCUGACCAUAAAGUGAAAUUUCAUAAGGAAAGCAAUGUUAUGUCCUUGUAAAGAAAAAAAGAAGACGACGACCAGAUCCAUGUGUUUCACAAAUCAAAGAUAGUUGAGGGGUUGUGGUUUGACUAUUUCCCCUCACAGGAGCCCGGAGGCUCCCUCCUCUCUGAGUGACCGGUCCACGUGUGGCGACGAUGUUGAUGGGGAACAACCAACGGCCAUUGGGGCUGUCUGAGUAUCUUAGACUUUUGGCAUUUAAGUCCAUGCCAGGCAAUAGUUUUGUCCUAUAAGCAUGUGAUUAAACGUCUCUAACCCUCAAGUGCACGACCCAAAUCCCCCACACGAGGACCCAUUUCACUCAGUCUCACACACACUUUCUUACAUACACACAAAUACUCGUUUUCUAUGGGGUGCAUGCAAGAUUACACAUACUGUACAGAGUCCCGUUGGAGCCAAACUACAGGGAGGAUGGGGGUCUGUAAUAGAGCCAGAGGGCAGACAGUUAUACCCCAGCCCCCCCCCCCCACGUCCCCCAACCCCUCGUACCCAGUCCAAUACUGCAUGCAGGAUCUUCCCGGUCAGCUCUGUGAGCCGUGGCGAGGCGGAGGCCCCUAGAUGGCGUUGUGUUUCAGCUCGAUAUUGCAUGCUGAAAUAGUGCAACACACCGUCCUUACUAGCUUUUUUUGCAUGAGGAUAUUGCUAUCCAUUCAGAAAAGGGGGGCGGAGAGGGAGCUGGUUAUGUUGCGUCUGUCUCGAGGCAUGCAGACUUACGCCUAACCUGGCACCGUCACACCUUGAGCGUCAUGCACGUGGGAACAAGGCGAAGGAAACGUAGGUGCUCUAGUCACUUAGUUUUAGCUCCCGGAAUGACGCGCGAAUGCAAUAGUUUGUUUUUACUCUGUGACGGUGGAAGGGCGAGUGUCUCGGCAGCAUGUCUCAAAGGAAGUGUUGUUACUUUCACAUGUGCGUGUCUGCCUAUCUUAGUAACAGGUGGGUGGUCAUGGUUCAUCGCUUGUGAAUCGGCGGUGGAUCAAUAGGGCUGUUUUGAUUUUGCGGAACGUGAGAGGACAUGUUCGUGUACCAUGUGUGUAGUCUCUUUGUAUAUAAAUGUAUAUGUAUGUUCGUCCCGUUGUGUGUGUAUAAAUAUAUAUUUUGCACCGAAUGUACCAAAGGUUUGGGGCUUGCAACCAUUAGGCCUGCUCUCUAUCUCUGUCUAACAAAACACAUCCCACUUCUGGCUCCUGCCAAAUCCUUUCAGACCAUCAGCUCAUCCAAUGUGUGGCAUGGGCGACCACGCUUCACGCGUUAGGAUGCACAUUCACACGCGGUCCGUUUGACAUUUUCCAUGUUGAGGCUUUUCUGCUGCGGGAGCCUGGUAAGACUGAUCACUUGCUUCACAUGCAAAUGGAGGCGGAUGCACCUUCAUUUCUCCCAGUACAUUUCUGACAGGACACGGCUCCGGUUUUCAGAAUUCCACUCUAUGCAAACCUCCUGUGUGUGUGUGUGUGUGUGUGUGUGUGUGUCUCCAUUUCACCCCGAUGAUUGUAAUAAAAGAGAACAAAUGGCAAAUUUUAA